Messenger RNA from Phalaenopsis equestris, 1512 nucleotides. Its product is annotated as tRNA wybutosine-synthesizing protein 4. NCBI's taxonomy places the organism in Eukaryota, Viridiplantae, Streptophyta, Magnoliopsida, Asparagales, Orchidaceae. The transcript has 13 exons. The coding region runs from base 109 to 1119 and encodes 336 amino acids. Gene Ontology annotation, molecular function: methyltransferase activity. The record is from RefSeq and is a predicted model, not a curated record. Gene Ontology annotation, biological process: methylation.
UCAACCUAAAUGGCGACAUAAAAAUUCUGCACUCACCGACCAUAAUAAGCCAAAUCCUGCUGCAAAUAACCCAAGUUCCUAUAGGGUCAUCAGCUAUUUCCCACCUCAAUGAUGGCGAGAACGCCGGCCGACGCUCACAGCUCCACCACCGCCGUCCAGGCAACAAAUGACGAUGCGACCGCUAGUAAAUUGUCCUGUGUUAAAAAAGGAUACGUAAAGGAUGAUUUUGUUCAUUUUUUCGUUAGAAGGCCUGUUAGGAGAUCACCAAUAAUAAAUCGUGGGUAUUUUGCACGCUGGGCUGUUCUUCGGAAACUUCUUCAGCAGUUUUUAGAGAUUAAGGACUAUUCAAGUGAAAGAAAUCUCAUGAAGAAACAGAUAUUGUCUCUUGGAGCUGGCUUUGAUACAACUUAUUUCCAGUUGGUGGAAGAGGGAAUUGCGCCACAUCAAUAUGUGGAGCUGGAUUUUAAAGAGGUGACGAGUAAGAAAGCAGCCCUCAUAGAGCACCAUAGUCAGUUGAAGGAUAAGGUUGGAGAUGAAGCUUAUAUUUGUAAAGAAAGAGGUGAAGUUUUAGGUGAACAUUAUAAACUCCUCCCUAUUGAUUUGCGUGAUAUAAAUCAAUUGGAUAUGAUGAUGGAUCUUGCUCAAUUGGAUUGUAGUUUGCCAACGUUUAUAGUUGCAGAGUGCGUUUUGAUAUACUUGGAUCCGGAUUCAACAACUUCUAUUGUUAGAUGGGCUUCAAAAACUUUCUCAACUGCCAUAUUUUUUUCAUAUGAGCAAAUCCAUCCUGACGAUGCAUUUGGAGAGCAAAUGAUGAAAAAUCUUGAGAGCCGAGGAUGCCCUUUAUUAGGUAUAUACGCAACACCAACUUUAAAUACCAAGGAAAAACUCUUUCUUGAUCAAGGAUGGCAGAGGGCUGUUGCUUGGGAUAUGCUGAGGAUCUAUAAUGAGUUCAUUGAAGCUGAAGAAAAGCGCAGAAUUGAGCGGCUUGAGUUGUUUGAUGAGUUUGAAGAAUGGUAUAUGAUGCAGGAGCACUACUGUGUGGCCUACGCAGUCAAUGAUGCCUAUAGCAUCUUCAGCGAUUUUGGAUUCUCUAAGAUUAGUCCAUCUCGAGAACCAUAAGAGAGGUAAACUUUGGAGUUGCUUUAGUUCCUCAAAAUCUCUGCUUCUACUUAUUUUAAUGUUCAUGAAACCAAAAUUUUGUUACUUAUGUUGUGCUGUUUUAACUCUUAUAAUGAUUGCGUUUGUUAGCUGUGGCUUGCUUAAAGGAAGGCACAAUAUGUAUUGUUUUAUUUCUCUAUUUUAAUGUGAGAAUUGGUUUCCAAUGUGUAUUGUAUGCUUUCUAUCUAGAAAGACAUGGGGAUUGAUUGCUACCAUCACCUGUAAGGAAUUUAUUAUGGGUGUUCCUACAGGGAAUGGGUCAUCACGUGGCAAGUGGGACCUUUUUUUUUUUUCUUAGCAUUUAUAGGGUUAAGAUUUUAUCAUAAAGUGUCUCGUUGAAACAACUUUUUUAAU